Messenger RNA from Macadamia integrifolia, 730 nucleotides. RefSeq names its product tubulin-folding cofactor A-like. The record is from RefSeq and is a predicted model, not a curated record. Lineage: Eukaryota; Viridiplantae; Streptophyta; Magnoliopsida; Proteales; Proteaceae. Bases 128 to 466 code for a protein of 112 amino acids. Gene Ontology annotation, molecular function: beta-tubulin binding. Gene Ontology annotation, biological process: post-chaperonin tubulin folding pathway; tubulin complex assembly. Gene Ontology annotation, cellular component: cytosol; microtubule cytoskeleton. The transcript has 4 exons.
CCAAAAAGGUUCAACGGAAGGCGCUUAUAAACCUCCUACUAAUACAAAGUUAUAACUCUACAGAACACAUUCAAGAAGACGAAGAAGCGCCUCGAUUUGGAUCUACUGAUCAAGGGAAAAGGUCAAGAUGGCAACCCUUAGGAAUCUGAAGAUCAAAACAGGCACUUGCAAGCGCAUCGUUAAAGAACUGCACUCCUAUGAGAAAGAGGUUGAAAGAGAAGCAACUAAAACUGCUGAUAUGAAAGAGAAAGGAGCUGAUCCAUAUGAUCUUAAGCAACAGGAAAAUGUUUUGGCCGAGUCAAGGAUGAUGAUUCCAGAUUGCCACAAACGCUUGGAGACCUCACUAGCUGACCUAAAAGGAACUCUGACAGAGUUAGAGGAAGCAAAUCAACAAGGCCCUGAAUUGGAUGAAGCUCGAAGCACUAUUACCGAGGUUGAAGCUUUGUUUCAAAAGGAGGAUGCUUAAUGUUUCAGCAUAAACCAGUCAGUUUAGAGUUUUCUCUACCUCUGCCCUUACCUUACCCUCUUAGUACACCCUCCCCUUUACCUUUCCAUUGAGAAAAUUUGUAUGAUGUCCUUUGCUCAUCAUGAUGGGUUUGUAUGGCUUGGUGUCAUUAUGAAUUUCGAGCCUUAUGUUUUUGGCACUGGGAUUGUAUCUUCUGUUGUUUUACUUACAACUGUAUGAAACAUAGAAUUCAAUUUGAUGUGGCUCUCAAAUUGUUUUCUCUAA